Messenger RNA from Talaromyces rugulosus, 1881 nucleotides. RefSeq lists its product as uncharacterized. The record is from RefSeq and is a predicted model, not a curated record. Gene Ontology annotation, biological process: DNA-templated transcription. The coding region runs from base 1 to 1881 and encodes 626 amino acids. Gene Ontology annotation, molecular function: DNA binding; zinc ion binding. The transcript has 9 exons. Lineage: Eukaryota; Fungi; Ascomycota; Eurotiomycetes; Eurotiales; Trichocomaceae.
AUGUCUAAUCGAUUCAUAACGCCAUCGGAGAACGUGAGAGAGACGCCUAAUCGUCAGCCGAGUAGACCUACAAAUACAGGAGACAUCAGAUCCAUCACACUGCCAGUUGAACAUCAACAACUGGAUACAUACGGCUCAGAGUUAUACGUUGACCUCUUACUUGAAGAUGAGAGAACCACUGAGAGACGCCGAAACGAGAGUUUGAUUUUGAAGGCUCAUGACCAGUAUAUUGGAAGCUCCGGGAUUGCGUUCUUCUCUGACCAGAGGCUUGUAUCCAUUUCCGACCGUCUAGGCCAUAGGAAGCUUCGGGAUCUGCUGGAAGAUGUUGCAACAUCCGUGAACUCGCGUAUUAAUUACAACACACAUUUGCCGGCCACUCGUAUCAAGUUCAUCAAACCAUCUACUACGCUACAGAUCUCCCAAGCAUCUGCCGAGCUUUAUAUCGCUGCAUAUUUCGAAAAUGUUCACCCAGUUUAUCCCUUUAUUGAUCGACGUUGGCUCGAGGAGAGAGCUUAUUCUGGAGAUAUAGCUCUGCUACCCCCAGAUAUGCUUCCUUUCUCAGCCCUCUAUCAUGCUGUUCUUGCGUUGGGGGCCCAAUACCACGGGGGCGGUUCCUUCGAACCGGGCACUGGGAUUUCAUGGAAGCUAUAUCAAAUUGCUUUAGGCUUGUUCCCGGAGAUUUUAGAUUCAAAGGAAUCCUUAGUGAAUGUCCAGGCUGUAACUGCAAUGGCCAUCUUUGCUCACAAUUCGUCUUGUAUACAAAUUGCACAUAUGUUAACUGCUGAAGCGGCUCGGAUGGCACAGUCUAUUAACCUCCAUAGGGCCAUUUCCGAUAAUGAAAAUGUUUCUUUAUGCCAGCGGACUUUUUGGGUAAUUUAUUUCUUGGAAAAGACACUUUCUUUUACCUGUGGCAAAUCAUCAACCAUACUGGAUUGCGAUAUCGGCACGCCUAUCCCAGACACUUCCAAAGCUGUCUCUGGAGGCUUCGACUGGCUCCGCACUAUAUGUCGUUUUAGUAGGCUAAUUUCAAAGGCAUACACUACGCUUUUUUCGAUAAGCGCGACAUUAUUACCAACUGCUUCAGUCCGAGAUACUCUAAUCUUGUUUAAUCGUAAACUUGAGUCCUGGAGACUGUCAGUACCUGAAGAAUUCCGUCCCGGUACCUCGCUUCGGUGUUUCAACAAACCAGACAACCCGUCAAACAUGAUCUUACUCAGGUUAAAUUACCAUUAUUAUUGCGCUGUCAUUGCCUUGGCUCGCCUAAGCUCAGACCUUCCGCCAGCAGAGGCGUCAUAUCUUCUGACAGAGAGAAGGGAAAUGCUUUUGAAAGCCUGUAGCACUAUCAUCGAGCUUACCAACCAAAUUGACGUAGCCCCAUGUACCCCAAUCUGGAUGUUACUUUCCGCACCCUUAUCAGCCAUGUUCACCCUUUUCGACUUUGUUAUACACAACCCAGAAGAUGAAAAAACCGCAGGCAACCUUUCUCUGCUAGGAAUUGCAGCAGGGUACUUUUGUCGUCUAGAGUAUGCUUCGGGUGGAGCCCUCAAGACUUCGGUUCUGUCUGACAUUUCCCACAUUGCGCGAGACUAUAUUCAUGACACCAAACACGGCACUACAACAACGAUUACCAACCCUCUAUAUGCACCAAACACUCCUAGACCAGAAGGAGCAACUAUACCUGAAUCACAGACACCCUUGUCACUACCUGAAGACCCAACUCCUUCGUUUGAAUUGCCUCAAGGCCAUACCACCACAGGAUAUUUGUACAAUACAGGUGACGAUUUCCAAUUUCUCAUGGGAAAUAGGUUUCCGGAGGGCGUUGAUUUGGAUGAGCUCUUUUGCCGCCUCUCUCCUGCGGCGCAUUCGUACCCUUUUGAGUAA